CGCACAGACAGACACGCUCCCUCCCUCCGGCGCGCUCUACCCCUCGCUCGCCCGCCCGCCAGCCGCGCACGCAGCCGGCCCCGGCUCCCCGCGCCCAGCGCCCCGCGCCCGCGCCCCGCUGCCGCUGAACGAAGCCGGGCUGGGCUUGGAGCUGCUCAUGGAGAAAGUGCCAGGCGAGAUGGAGAUCGAGCGCAGGGAGCGGAGCGAGGAGCUGUCCGAGGCAGAGAGGAAGGCGGUGCAGGCUACGUGGGCCCGGCUCUAUGCCAACUGCGAGGACGUGGGGGUGGCCAUCCUGGUGAGGUUCUUUGUGAACUUCCCGUCAGCCAAGCAGUACUUCAGCCAGUUCAAGCACAUGGAGGAGCCCCUGGAAAUGGAGCGGAGCCCCCAGCUGAGGAAGCACGCCUGCCGGGUCAUGGGGGCCCUCAAUACUGUCGUGGAGAACCUACAUGACCCUGAGAAGGUGUCCUCGGUGCUCGCCCUCGUGGGCAAAGCCCAUGCCCUCAAGCACAAGGUGGAGCCUGUGUACUUCAAGAUCCUCUCUGGGGUCAUUCUGGAGGUGAUCGCCGAAGAAUUUGCCAAUGACUUCCCACCUGAGACUCAGAGAGCCUGGGCCAAGCUGCGUGGCCUCAUCUACAGUCACGUGACCGCUGCCUACAAGGAAGUGGGCUGGGUACAGCAGGUCCCCAACGCCACCACCCCACCGGCCACGCUGCCCUCUCCGGGGCCAUAGGACCCCCUCUCUCCUCCCCUCUCUCCCUGACAGCACCUUGAGCAGAAGGCCGAGUUCUGAAGACCCUCCUUGUCCCUCCAUUUCUGGGUGCCAAGGAAGCUGGAGGAAUCCCUGGCUCGUCUUCCUGGAAAGAGGCAGCCUCCACAGCGGCCACAGUCCCCCCUGGAGCCGCCGGGAGGUGGCACUGGCCGCCUGGAUGCUGACCACAGCUCAGCAGUGGGUGGCCUGCGGGGGUAGGGGACCCUUCCUCCUUGCAGAGCUGGGCCUGCUCUUCUUAGCUUUUCUACUCAUUGUUAGAGACCUAGUUGGUCAGCUGGCAGGGAUGGGGACAAGUCUGUGAGUCUCUCCAGAAGUAAACCAGCCCUGUUUUUGUCUUCCCGGCCAGCCUGUGGGUGUCCACAUCAGCUAUCUAGAGUAUCACGCACACACAUCUGCCAUAUAUUUAGGUAUAUUCUAUAUACAAUCUCUGUAUAAAUACAUCUAACUCUAUAUAUACACACGUACAUAUCUAUAACAUAUAUCUGCAGGCACAUGUGAAGGCUUGGUUCUCCCAUCUGUGUGUGGGGUAAGGAGGCAGACGUCAUCCACAUUUGAGAAAGAUCUGGGGUCCAGAUGGGCCAACUGACUUGCCUGAGGCCACACGGCAGGUUCUUAACUAGCAGAAAGGGAACUUGGGUCUAGCGGGCUGCUCUCAAGUGCACUGCACUGGGUCUUUUCUUGGCAGAUGGUGUCUUUUCUUGCUGUCCUGGUCCCUCUCUCCUGUCCCCCAGGUUCCCUGUCCCACUCCAUGCCACUUGUAACCUGUUCCUCCAUCUCCUGUCUCGUCCACAGCCCACCGGCCACGCUACCCUCUCCGGGGCCACAUUUGAGAAAGAUCUGGGGUCCUGGUAAUGCUCUGGGCAGAGAACAGAGUGGCCAGGCAGAGGUGGGGAUUCCACAUCACCAGAGAGGAUCUGGGUCUGUGGGCAGGGUUGGGGUGACCCAGCUUCCCAGCACAGCACAGCCCAUUUGCCAGCCACCUCCCUGCAUUCCUGUUCUCCACUUCUAGGCAAAAGGGAGUUGGCUCUUCCCACUACCAACCUGCAUAAAUGUGGCUCCCUGACUUGCUCCAAAAUGGGUGAGGCAGACAGGGCCAGAGGUCUGGACAGAGGUCUGCCCUGGGAGAGGGGCCAUGGUAAGGAGACCUGGAAUGGCAGCCCCUGCUGCCUUGGCCACUAAGCCAGUCUUGGCAGGGCAGUGGUGACAGGCCAGAUGCCUCCAUGUCAUACUGGAGCUUUGAGGGCUAAGGGGCCUCCCUCCCCCAGCCCUCCCGGCUGCUCGCUGGCAGUGGGUCCCGUCCAUCCAUGUGGGUCAGACUUGCUGGGGAGCCCCCCGUGUGUGCCCCUUGGUCAUGUGUAUUGUCCUCAAGGAUGUUUUGCUGCCGUGGUUACUGUGCCUGUGUCCCCUCCCGUCCCACCCUCAUGCAGCCAUCUGUGUAACUGCCUGUCCUUUUGUAGUUUCUGAUGUUUGUAACAAGACCCAGCCUUGUCAUUAAACAGACUCGUUCUUCCUG
Molecule: messenger RNA, 2282 nt
Organism: Manis pentadactyla (Chinese pangolin)
Lineage: Eukaryota; Metazoa; Chordata; Mammalia; Pholidota; Manidae
Gene: CYGB
Product: cytoglobin
Exons: 4
Coding region: 158-730 (190 amino acids)
Biological process (GO): oxygen transport
Molecular function (GO): oxygen binding; iron ion binding; heme binding
Source: RefSeq, a predicted model, not a curated record